GCAAGCCUUCUGGGCAAACCUUGGCUUUAAACCUCGACUUUGGUAACACAUGGCAACUAGAUCUGGGGAGCAAACGGCUCCUCUAAAACUUUAACCGCAAAAGAUUUCUUGCUUCCAGCCCCUGCUCACGUGGACUUGAACGCCCUCUUAACUUUCUAGGAGGCGGACUCCGCAGAUACCCCGGUGGCAUCCAAUGGCCUCCUCGCGUGGCGUAUAUUUGCGUUGAAACUUUGACCUGAACAGGAAAGCAGAUACUGGCUGAGGAGGGCCCAACGUACGCUAAGCUUCCAAUCCGCCUAUCGUUCUUCCGAUCUAGGUUUCCGAGCGAUAGAAGAGUCCUGGCUCCGGACAAGCCUUAUCUUUCCCCCACAGCCUUGUUCAAAUCCCCCCACCGUUGCUCUUUGCAGGUUGCGAUCACCCUCCUUUUUUUUCUCCCCUUGCUAGACGCCCGCCUCCGUAGCUAAGCAUGGCGUACGAUCCCGAGAAAGGCCUGCCCGAGGCCAAGUACCCUUCUGCGGAGCAGACCUCGCUUGAGGCGAUUCCAGCCGACAACGAUGCCGGCAUGAUGGCCAAGAUGCGUGCGCUGGAGUCUAGGAUGGACAACAAACUUGGUAUCGAGUCGGAGGCCAUCAAUCGCAAGCGUCCAGAGGAUAAGAAGGAGGUGCAUUGGGUUGAGGAGUUGUCAAUGGCGUUGCUAUGGGCUAGCGGUACCAUGAACACGUCUUGUUUCGCGACUGGUUUCCUCGGCUGGGAAUUCGGUCUGAGCCUGAAACAGUCAAUCUUGAUCACCAUUUUCGCCUCACUCCUGGCUGCGACUCUAAGCGGAUACUGCGCCACGUUCGGAGCAGCAACUGGUCUGCGCCAGAUCAGUGUUAGCCGAUACAGUUUUGGCUGGUGGCCUAAUAAGCUGGUUGCCCUUCUCAACGCUAUUCAGCAGAUGGGCUGGGCUGCCGUUUCUUGUAUCACGGGCGGUCUUGCAUUGACCGCAGUUUCCGACGGCCAUGUCUCCUUGAUUCUCGGCAUCAUUAUUCUGGCUGUCGUUGCGCUGAUCAUUUCCUUUGUCGGAUUGAAGGCUAUUCUGUUCUACGAGCGAUGGGCUUGGAUUGUCUUCUUCGUGAUAUUCAUGAUCAUCUUCGGCCAGACUGGCAAGUAUGCCGAUAACACGGCUCCGGCCACUGCCACCGGUGCGAAUCUCGCCGGCGCCGUUCUCAGCUUGAUCGCAGUUGUCUACGGAUCCAGCGCAUCGUGGUGCACUAUGGCCAGUGACUAUUAUGUGCACUAUCCUGCCAACGUGAGUCGCGUGAAGGUCUUCUUCAUGACCACUUUCGGUAUUGCCAUCCCCACUUCGAUCGGCAUGAUUGCAGGCUGUAUAGUCGCCUCUGCUUUGAGCAAUAAGUCCGAUUGGUCCAGCGCAUAUGAGGAGGGAAUUGGCUAUCUCAUUCAAGAUAUGAUUUACCCCCGUGGGUUCGCCAAGUUUCUCCUCACCCUGCUCGUUCUGUCCGGAAUCAACGUCAACGUCAUCAGUAUCUACAGUUCCGCUAUUUCCUUCCAGCAGCUUUCGCGACCGUUUGCUCGUGUUCCCCGAUUCAUUUGGACCAUUUUCUGCUUCAUCUGCAUUCUCGCAUUGGCUAUUGGUGGCCGUCAGAAACUCAACACGUAUCUCCAAAACUUCCUGAGCUUGCUGGGCUAUUGGUGCACUAGCUACGCUGUUAUUCUAUUCGAGGAACACUACGUCUUCCGAAAGGGCAACUUUGACAACUAUGAUUUGGAAGGAUGGAACGACCCGGCUCGACUCCCUCUGGGUAUCGGUGCAGCUGUGGCCUUUGCCCUCGGUGUUGUAGCUUGGGUUGUGGGCAUGGAUGAGACUUGGUUCAUCGGACCCCUGGCUGGGUUGAUUGGCGACUACGGCGGUGACGUUGCUAAUGAGUUUACGUUUGUGGUCACGGCUUUGAGCUAUCUUCCGGCAAGAUACUUGGAGCUCAAAUACUUCGGGCGAUAAGCUAUAUGCCUCCCAAGACUUUGCUGUACAUGCUGCAGAAUGUUUUCGCUUGUCUAUAUAGCUUCAAAUCUCCAUUAUCCACUCAUUAAAAAUAUCAAAUAUUUAAGAUUUAAAC
Messenger RNA from Penicillium brasilianum, 2114 nucleotides. NCBI's taxonomy places the organism in Eukaryota, Fungi, Ascomycota, Eurotiomycetes, Eurotiales, Aspergillaceae. The record is from the annotation of a GenBank genome assembly.